GAGAUGGAGUAUUUUAGAAAGCCACCUGCAUCUGAACGGCUUUUGCAGCUUUCCGGGGCAAAUAAUGCAUUCGCCAUCUACCUCUAUCAAACUCUUCGAGAUGGACGGGGUGGUAGAAACGUAUUCUUCUCUCCCCUCAGCAUAUCCACAGCUCUGGCAAUGACGCAGCUAGGAGCCAGAGGUGAUACAGCCAGUCAGAUCGCAAAUGUCUUUCGUGUCAACCAGGCAGACCUCAGGCAACUUCAUGGAACAUUUAAAGAACUGAACAGUUUGCUCUAUAAACCAGAUUCUGGUUACAAGCUUCAUGCAGCCAAUAAGCUAUAUGGAAAAUCUGGCUACAACUUUGUUCGGUCGUUUCUCGAAGGUACUGCUUCAUACUAUGGAGCAGCCAUUGAGGCAGUUGAUGACUUUGCAGAUCCCACUACCACUAAAUCUAUUAACGAUUGGGUUUCAAAGCAAACAGAAGGAAAGAUUAAAGACUUGAUAGCUCCGGGAGUUCUUCACGCUCUCACUAGACUUGUUCUUGUAAAUGCCAUUUAUUUCAAUGGUGUAUGGGAAUCAAAAUUUCUUCCAAGCAAUACUACUCAGGAUUCUUUCAAGGUUUUAGAUGAAAGAAGGAUUGUACAGAUGAACCGUAUGUUUCAAAGAAAGAAAUUCAAUUUGGCCAUAGAUAAAUCCAAUGACUGUCUUGUCUUAGAGUUGCCUUAUAGAGGCCAGUGCCUGAGUCUACUGAUUGCUCUUCCAAACAAAGACGAUGGCCUAGAUAAACUUGAGUCGAAUCUAUCUACGGAAACAUUCCAAUCUUGGGACAAAGGGCUUCAAUCAACACUAGUAAACGUGAUGCUGCCAAAAUUCAAGCUAGAGGCAGAAUUCCAACUUGCAGAUACCCUCAAAGUAAUUGGAAUGCCUGACGCUUUCGAUGAAGACAGGGCCAACUUCGAAGGCAUCACAGGUGAUAAAGAUUUGUAUAUAUCUGCAAUCAUCCACAAGGCGUUUGUCGAUGUCAAUGAAGAAGGGAGUGAGGCAGCUGCUGCAACAGCCGUUGUGAUGCUGUAUGACAAGUCUAGGCCAGCCAAGCCAGAGAAUCCAAUCUUGUUCCGUGCAGACCACCCGUUCCUGUUUAUCAUUCGUCACAGGUUGACUAAGUCAGUCAUCUUCAUGGGUCGAAUGAUGGACCCGUCUUAGGUCUUUCAUUGCUUGUGUAGCUCCGGUCCUCUUAUACGCCUGUAUUAUAUGACGCCAUUAAUGUUAUCUUGUAAAUGGAUUGGAUCAGACCUUGACCUAUACUGAUUUCAUGUUUCUUUCACCAUGCCCUGGUAAAAACAUAUUUAAUACUUGUUGGUGAACAAAAUAUUACACAGUUCUUGUUUCUGUGUAUAGCAAGCAUCUGACACUUAGCGUUCAGAUGGGGAGCUCGGGGUCACCUGCCUUACCUUAUUUUUCACGACCAAGGAAAAAAAAAAGAAGAGGAAAGAGAGAAGGUGAAAUAUGAUUACUAUUUUCUAAAUAUUAUUUCAAAAUCUAUCACAACUUUGGAUAUUUCUAAUAAAAAUGUCAAAAUUUGCUCGCUCGCUUCGUUCGCUUGCAACUUUUUAUAAAUUUUGCCCGAUAAGCCACAUUUCCCCCGUCAAAAUGUUUGGCUCAUUACGUCGCUGAUCUGGCGAGCAAUCAGGUUGUCAUGACCGAUCAGGUAUUUUUGUUGUAUUUCUGUUUUGGUGUUUUGUAUUAGUUUUGUUUAACUGUUAUUUUCAUAGAAAGAAGUGGUAAUCAGACGUGGAACCAGGGAAGGGAAUGUAAAAUUUGGAAAUGUGUUUGGUGCACUCCAAUGCGCACCUCUUAUUGAGCAAUGAAUUUUAUUCUUUUUUUUUGCUUGUAAUUUUUUUAGGACAAAUUCGCACCCCGUAAAAGUCCGACUGUAGAUUCUCACCCUGGUUGGAGUGGUUGUGGUCCCGGGGUUGUUGUAUUGAUAUGAUUCGUAUUACUUUGGCCAUUCCGCAAUAUCUUUCCUUGUCAAGCUCAGAGUUCUAUUAGACUAACCCAAUUGCAGUAUUGGUAUUUUACACCUAAUAUUAUAACUUCAUUUGAACAUCUUAUUUUGAUCGGCUGUUUAGCAGGGAUUACACAGUUUUCGCAAUUAGAAAUCAGUAGGUUAAUAUGGCAAGCUCCCACCGACGCACUGGCGUUCUUUGGCAAGGCAUCAAUUUAUAACCUACUGAUUUGUAAUUGCGAAACGUCGAGAUUGGGUGGUCAUUUCCGGACCAACACUUGCCCAAGAAAGAUACAUGGUGUACGUACCGUGAAACCUAUACUACCCUAGCUGACUGAUAUUUUCCAUUUACUUCAACCGUUUUAUUAAAACUUGGAUAAUUGGAAUAUGUAAAACGUGCACCUGAGCGUUUAUUUCUUUUCCAUAAAAAUUGUACAUUAGACAUUUUGUAAAUUUUGCCUAAGGUGUAAUCUGGCUAACAGAUGAAGGGGCUUGAAUCAUGCCCCCUCCAAAAAUGUCCCACGUCCCAGACAGAACGGGAAAGAAAGGAAUAAUCGUAUAAUUUUCUGAAUACUAUGUCACAAUCUGUCCGAAAUUUAAAUUAUUGUAUUGAAAAGGUAAUUUUUUUUGCUUCGCUUGCUCGCAUGUUUAGAACUUUUGCUUCAUCUGCCACAUUUUGACACUUCAAACUAGUGUUCUCAUUA
Lytechinus pictus (painted urchin) is the source of this 2691-nucleotide messenger RNA. RefSeq names its product leukocyte elastase inhibitor A-like. The coding region runs from base 4 to 1185 and encodes 393 amino acids. Lineage: Eukaryota; Metazoa; Echinodermata; Echinoidea; Temnopleuroida; Toxopneustidae. Gene Ontology annotation, molecular function: serine-type endopeptidase inhibitor activity. Gene Ontology annotation, biological process: negative regulation of endopeptidase activity. The transcript has a single exon. The record is from RefSeq and is a predicted model, not a curated record.